Coffea eugenioides is the source of this 1164-nucleotide messenger RNA. Its product is annotated as phosphatidylinositol 4-phosphate 5-kinase 9-like. The coding region runs from base 12 to 899 and encodes 295 amino acids. Gene Ontology annotation, molecular function: phosphatidylinositol kinase activity. Gene Ontology annotation, biological process: phosphatidylinositol metabolic process. The transcript is spliced from 5 exons. The record is from RefSeq and is a predicted model, not a curated record. NCBI's taxonomy places the organism in Eukaryota, Viridiplantae, Streptophyta, Magnoliopsida, Gentianales, Rubiaceae.
UGCUUCUGAGGAUGCUCCCAUCCUAUCAUCACCAUGUGCAAAAAUAUGAGAACACGCUGAUCACCAAGUUUUUUGGCCUUCACAGGAUAAAGCCUUCUAGUGGUCAAAAGUUUCGCUUUGUUGUAAUGGGGAAUAUGUUUUGCACAGAGCUCAGGAUCCAUAGAAGGUUUGAUCUAAAAGGUUCUUCAUUGGGACGUUCAGCAGACAAGGUUGAAAUUGAUGAGAACACAAUACUUAAAGAUCUGGACUUGAACUAUUGCUUUUUUUUAGAACCUUCAUGGCGUGAAUCCCUUCUGAAGCAGAUUGAAAUUGAUAGCAAAUUUCUGGAAUCACAGCACAUAAUGGAUUAUAGCCUUUUGCUGGGGGUUCACUACCGAGCUCCUCAACACCUAAGAUCUCUCAUGUCGACCAGCAGACGGAUGACGGCAGAUGGACUGGAAAUUGUUGCAGAAGAAGAGGCUAUGGAGGAUGAAAUAUCUCCACAAGGCCUCAUACUGGUCCCUCGUGGUGGUGAUGACAAUGGUGUUGUCGUGGGUUCCCAUAUUAGAGGUAGCAGAUUACGGACAUCGUCUGCAACUGGCAAUGAGGAAGUGGAUCUUCUCCUUCCCGGUACAGCAAGCAGGCUCCAGAUCCAGCUUGGAGUUAAUAUGCCUGCAAGAGCAGAGCAUACUCCGGGAAAUGAUGACAACCAGAUAUUUCACGAGGCUUAUGAUGUUGUUUUGUAUCUGGGCAUCAUUGACAUAUUACAAGAGUACAACAUAACCAAGAAGAUAGAACAUGCAUACAAGUCUAUCCAGUUUGAUUCCAUUUCCAUAUCUGCCGUGGAUCCUACUUUCUAUUCCCAGAGGUUCCUGGAAUUUAUUCAGAAGGUGUUCCCUCCAAAUACAGUAGCAAAUUAGAAAAUUUAGGCCCGGAAUUGGUCUUUUCCUGCUGGUGGAAUUUGUCCUCUCAGUGCCUUGACAACAUGAUACAGCGCAAAGAAUAGUGGAACGUUUUGAAGUCUAGCUCUUUCCUUGUUUGCGAUUUUUCCAAUCUGUGGUUGUUGAUUGCUUGAAGAUUACGUCCGGUGCUGUAUGUAUUUAGAAUUUAUUCCCACGGUGAUACAUCUCUUGUUCAACGAAAAAUGCUUCUCUUGACAAAUCUGUUUUACAGCUGCUGAACCAA